AGCUCAAGCCAUUAUCUUGUAGGGUCCCCCCGCGCUUGUCUUCCGUUUCAAUCAUGAGCAUCUUCGCCAGCGUGCCGAAGGCGCCUGCGGACCCCAUCCUGGGCCUGGUUGGUCGGUUCAAGGCCGACACCAGUGAGAAGAAGGUGAAUUUGAGCGUGGGCGCCUACCGCACAGCGGAGGGCAAGCCCUGGAUCUUGCCCUCCGUGGCUGAGGCCGAAAAGCUGGUCGUCUUGGACACUACGCAAGACAAGGAGUACCAGCCGAUUGAUGGCAAGCCAGAGAACAAGUUGCCGGUGCAACAGCUGCUCUUCGACCAGAGCGUCAUCGACAGUGGCUGCAUCGCCACUGCGCAGGCAUUGUCCGGCACUGGCUCUUUGCAGGUGAUUGCGCAGUUCCUGAAGUUCAUGGGAGUCAAGAAGGUGUGGGGCCCGAAUCCGACUUGGGGCAAUCAUCCCAAGAUUUUCGCUCGCGCCCUCCUGGAGUACGAGACCUAUCCCUACUGGCACCAAGAGAGUCGUGGCUUGGACUUUGCGGGCAUGAUGGCUGGCAUUCAGAAGAUGCAGGAGGGUGAAUGCAUCCUGCUCCACGCGGUGGCGCACAACCCCACCGGGGUGGACCCUACCGUAGCGCAGUGGGACGAGAUCGUCGCGGCAUGUCGGGAGAGAAAGCUCAUCCCGCUCUUGGACAACGCGUACCAGGGCUACGCAAGCGGAGACCUGGCGAAGGAUGGCUACGCACAGAGACUGUUUACUUCCUCUGGCCUCGAGUUCUUCAUUGCCCAGUCCUUCGCCAAGAACUUUGGGCUCUACGGCGAGCGCAUUGGCUACGUCCAUGCGAAAUGCGCCACCAAAGAGGCUGCAGAGGUUGUGCUGUCGCAGCUGAAGAUCAUUAUCCGCCAGGCUUACUCCAGCCCGCCUAAGCACGGCGCAGCCAUCGUGAACAAGGUCCUGACAACGCCGGAGCUGAAAGACAUGUGGCUGAAGGAGCUGACGCUCAUGUCCAACCGCAUCAGUGACAUGCGCGUUGCAUUGCGGCAGGCCAUCGAGGCAAAGGGCACUCCGGGGACCUGGAACCAUGUGACGGACCAGAUUGGCAUGUUCACCUUCACCGGCUUGAGCAAGGAACAGGUGGUGCGAAUGGUCGAGGAGUUCCACAUUUAUAUGACGGCCGACGGCCGUAUUUCCAUGGCAGGCUUGAACCCGAGCAACGUUCAGUACGUGGCCGAGUGCAUCGACAAAGCGGCGAGGGGGGUCUGAGACCGGCCCUUGCCGGUUGUGCGGCUCAAAGGCUCAGUCGCAGCCUUUGCGGUUUGCCGCCUGUGAGACCCAGGCCCCUUUUUCCGGAUUCAAUCAACCUGGCCUUAAGAAUGGAUUCCGAGUAUCCGGCUUUGCCUCGGCUUGCUUGCCACUUAGUCCGCCAUGGGGCUUUUCAGAAGCAUCCAUUUGCUCGGGCUUUUGAUGAAUUUGGCUGUGAAAAGAGGGCGCCUGGUCAGAUGGAACCUGGUAUUUUGAUUCUCUUGGCCAACUGCUGGACCAAUCGCACUGCACAGUCUCCGAUGUGAGGCCCAAGCCGUGAUGCGCUGCGGUGCUCCAGCUUCGGCCUCGCAUUUCCUGGGACUAAGUCAGCUCUCCGUUCGACUUCACAGAACAGGCUCAGU
Effrenium voratum is the source of this 1657-nucleotide messenger RNA. NCBI's taxonomy places the organism in Eukaryota, Dinophyceae, Suessiales, Symbiodiniaceae. The record is from the annotation of a GenBank genome assembly.